This is a messenger RNA of Ipomoea nil (Japanese morning glory), 1493 nucleotides long. RefSeq names its product probable cinnamyl alcohol dehydrogenase 1. Gene Ontology annotation, molecular function: oxidoreductase activity, acting on the CH-OH group of donors, NAD or NADP as acceptor; zinc ion binding. The transcript is spliced from 7 exons. The record is from RefSeq and is a predicted model, not a curated record. NCBI's taxonomy places the organism in Eukaryota, Viridiplantae, Streptophyta, Magnoliopsida, Solanales, Convolvulaceae. The coding region runs from base 177 to 1244 and encodes 355 amino acids.
UUGUACUAAUUUACCACUGUACAUCUGGAACACAGGGAUCGUAAAUCUCAAUCGCAAUCCAACGAAACAUAAUAGGCUGAGGCGUUAUCUUCAGUCAACAUUCGAACUGAAAGCGGAAACGGGGAGGAUCUUGCUGUUCAUUUGUACUGUGAUUCUUCUUCCCAGAAUUUACAAGCAUGGCUUCUUCACAUUCAACGGACAACUGCCUCGGAUGGGCUGCCAGAGAUCCGUCCGGAGUUCUCUCUCCUUAUAAUUUUAGCCGCAGGGUUGUUGGGAGUGAUGAUGUUUCACUAGAUAUUGCAUAUUGUGGCGUCUGUUAUGCUGAUGUUAUCUGGACAAGGAAUAUACAUGGAACAUCCAAGUACCCUUUAGUGCCUGGACAUGAGAUUGUAGGAAUUGUGAAAGAAGUUGGUUCUGGGGUUCAGCGGUUUAAAGUUGGCGACCCUGUGGGAGUUGGAACUUAUGUUAACUCUUGCAGGGAGUGUGAGUAUUGUAAUGAAGGAUUAGAAGUUCAGUGUUCAAAGGGAUCUGUUUUUACUUUUGAUGGCAUCGAUGUAGAUGGUACAGUCACCAAGGGAGGAUACUCUAGUUACAUUGUUGUUCAUGAAAGGUAUUGCUACAAAAUUCCAGAAAAUUACCCUCUUGCCUCAGCAGCGCCAUUGUUGUGUGCUGGAAUUACUGUGUACACACCGAUGAUGCGACAUAACAUGAAUCAGCCUGGUAAGUCUUUGGGUGUGAUUGGACUAGGUGGUCUUGGUCACUUGGCGGUGAAGUUUGGCAAAGCUUUUGGAUUGAAAGUAACGGUUUUCAGCACCAGUAUAUCAAAGAAAGAAGAAGCUCUGAAUCUUCUUGGUGCAGACAAUUUUGUGAUCUCGUCUGAUGAAAAACAGAUGAUGGCACUAUCUAAAUCAUUUGACUUCCUGAUUAACACGGCAUCUGGAGAUAUCCCAUUUGAUCUAUACUUGUCACUGUUGAAGACCGCUGGUACUCUUGCUUUGGUGGGGUUCCCUAGCGAAGUGAAAUUUAGCCCCGGAAGCCUAAACUUGGGUAUGAAAUGCAUUGCUGGGAGCAUUACUGGCGGAACAAAGCUCACACAAGAAUUGCUGGAAUUUUGUGCUUCCCGGAAAAUUUACCCAGAAAUUGACAUUAUUCCUAUUCAGUAUGUGAAUGAAGCUCUUGAAAGAUUAAUAAAGAAGGAUGUGAAAUAUCGGUUCGUGAUUGACAUUGGGGGCUCCCUCAAAUAGGGUGGAUGUUCAUCUUUUUUGUUUUUCCACAACUCCUCAGUUGAUGUAUGUUUGGGGGUAGUUGCAAAGAAAUAUGAUGGCCCUCCAACGAUGCUGAUUCUUUGAAUUGAAAGUUCCAUCUUGUCAAAAUUUGUUGAAACAUGACAGCCAUUAGUUCCAUGCUAUGAACAUUAUAUUAUGGUACUAAAUAUUCAGUUUAUAUACUUAGCAACAAAUAUCAAAAUAAAUUGUGGUGUUACAUUCGGGUUU